AGAAGGUUUAGCCUUUGUGUUGCCGAAGGCCGGUUUUCAUCACCUAUCGCAGUAAACAAAUCAUCUGUCAGAUAACCUUCUAUUUAUUUUCUCAAAUAGGCGCCACGGUAGAUCAGUUAAGUUAAGAUUUGCCAUAAAUUUGAGAAAUUUACGAACGUUACUUUUUGAUGUGUGACCAUCGUAACUCAAUAACUGUCAAACAUUUGCCCUAAAUUUAUUUUGUUACCUGCUGUUAUAAAUAUUUCGAAAAAUAUUUUAUAUUCAAUUACCGAAGAAAACGCCUGAAAAUUAGGAAGAAAACUCUAGAAUCUUUAGAAUUACAUUGUCAAUUUGUGGGUAAGAGAGCUGAUAUACGGUAUCAACAACAAAAUGGCGUAUAAGAUAUCAAAAUGGUUUCCAGUAACGAUGGCUAUAGCAUUGUCUCUCGUGUCGUGUAGUCCACAGCCUUCUAUAAACUACUACGAGCGAGUUGAGCGGAUAUAUCCAGCCCCAUACGAACGGGUCAUUCGUUAUUAUCCAGACGAUUACGUGGAAGUGGUUUAUCGGAAAACAAACAACUUCCGGUUCCGGCCUUAUGAUACAAGACGAUUGUACGAAAGAAGUCGUGGAUGGGCAGAAAGGCGUGGAAACGGAAGUUACCAGAUGCUGUCCCAAUCCGACGCACAGCUUCAAUGUCGCUUUCCCAACAGCGGGGACAUCAUAUCGAACAUUGUCUGGGUUCGCGCUGACCUCGGGAAACUGUACAGAGUUCCCGAUGGACGCAACGGUGUCCUGCAAAAUCAUCCUGGAAGAUCGUCUCUGUUCCUGGGCAAAGUCACAGCUCAUGACUCCGGUCUGUAUCGCUGCGUGGCAACAGCGAGGGAUCCCGACACUGCUCUUACACACCCUGUAUUUCAAGAUGUCGAUUUCUACCCACGUAUCUAGCGCUCACUUUCACUGACACGUAAACCCUGCAGAUGGAGACAUCACGUUUCACCGGCCGUAUUCAUUACGUGGUUUUCUUCAGUCUUUGCGUUCUACCUUGAACGUGGAAGGCCAAGAUUCACACACGCGCCACGAGAACAUCUUUUAUUUUUCACGGUUUUGGUUAAAAUUCCGGUAGACAAAAGCAUUCCUCGAAUUUAAUUUCGUCUUAAUUUCUUCUGAUUCGUUAUAGUCGUUCAUUUUCAGAGGCAUGCGAAAACAAUGCUGACGUUUAUAGCAUGUCAAUAGAAGAAUUCUGCAUUCCAUUAGAGUAAUGUCAGACAGAACUCGUUCGUGGUACCAUUACGUGCAGACGAAGGCAGGCUGGUACAAGAGGGGGGGGAUUAAUAGCAGGUAAUUCUCGCUGAGUGUAAGAGACACACCCAUUCCUGCAUUACAAUUUAUAAACGUUUCGACUCUUUGCAUUGUAUUCUCCUGACAGCUCAAAAAAUAUCUUCAUGUAAGAAAACUAAUUCAUUAGAAAUAAAUUAAAUGAAUUUAUACACACUCUACGAAUACUUAAAAUAACUUUUAAACUCUCGUGAUAUAUAUUUAACACUCAAGCUGCCAACAGUUAUGUUGUGAUUUAUUUAUUUAAGUCAGGGUUCAAACUCUUCCAGAAUUAGGGCCACAUGGACUCGCGGCCCACAGGUUUAUACAUGACAAUCGAAAAACAACGACAAUUAAUUAAAAAUUGUACUGAAUAGCAGAUUCAGAUAUUACCUAAUUUUUCUUCACGGCAACACGCGUUGUUUAUGUGACAUUUAACACUCCUUUUGAUUGAGUAAACUUUCCAUAAACAUCUGCGAGUAUUCAAUAAAACACGAUCUAGUUAUUGGUCUCAA
Molecule: messenger RNA, 1808 nt
Organism: Zootermopsis nevadensis
Lineage: Eukaryota; Metazoa; Arthropoda; Insecta; Blattodea; Termopsidae
Source: RefSeq, a predicted model, not a curated record